UCCAUAGUCAUCCCCCAGAAACCGGUCGCAAUGGGUCGCUUAUCCCCAGAAGCCUUCAAUGAGUUUCCAGUCUCACAGGGCAUCUUUGGCAUGCCUUCGAUGGCUAACGGGUUGGACGUGCAGCAGCUGUUGGUGGAGGUCGGAAAAUCUUUGGCUGAUGCAGAUGUGAAAGCUCAGCGAGUGAUUGGUCUCUCGGAGUCCCAGCGAGUGCGCAUGUUUACUGAAAAGGCCUUGGGCAACAUCCAGCAUGCGAGAGAACUCCACGCGCAAGUGGAAGACUCCGUGGCGAAUGUGGGCAUUGGAAUGCCCAGAGAGGAGCAGGUGACUCAUGACGUUGCCAAAGGAUACCAAGUCUUGGUCCAGCGACCAGGACAGCGUCGAGGUCGACGCUUCACGGCGUAUCGAUCGGCUGAGGAUGGUUGCGUGUACUGUGGGCGCUACAUGUUGGACAUUGAUGCAACUGGGGCUGAGAUAUGUUGGCGACAAAGGAGCGACAGGCAGCAGGUCUCCAUCUGGAGUCCGGCCACUUUUUUUGAGCCCACAGAGCCCACAGAACCGGAGGAGUGCACGGCCGGCGCAAGCGGCAUCACCUGCUGCCUCCGAUGCCCAAGCUGCGGAGAAGGAAUCGCACCCAAGGAGCGCCGAAGACAAUGGAUCCUUCCACUCUUCCUGGCCAUGGCGAAGCACAUGGCGGAGAGACAUCAACUUGCCGAGUUGCAAAGCGCAAAGAUCCGUUUUGCCAGCAAGAUCUUGACAAAGUUGGAGAGUUCUUUGGCAGUGGAACUUUUCAUGGACCAUUUUCUGGAAGAACCUUGGAUGUUGCUUUGCUGCUGUUGCAUGCUUCUCGAACUGGAACAGCCGCUGUGGGCACAACGACUGUUCCACGUGGGCGCCAAGCAAACGACCGCCUUGCUGCGCUACAUCUCUUUGCCCCUGGCCUCCGACCUCACUGCUUGCGCUUCACCAUGGACCCCGCGGCUGGCGCGGGAUAUCUUUGGACCGGUGAAGAAUGAUGCCCUGCGACUACCAGAAGAAGUGACGGUGCACUUUGUUGAUACUGCAGAGGGCCUGCAAAUUGCCAUGCAGCAGUUGAGUGCAACCAAGAUGAUCGGACUUGACUGUGAGCAUAGCGGUUUCGGGGCUCAUGCUGAAAUAUCUCUUAUGCAGCUGGCGACAUUCUGGCAGUGCUUCAUCAUUGACGUGCUGACCUUGGAGCGCUCCCUUUGUGACCCUUUGCUGGCCAUGUUGAGCACCAAGGUUCUGUUGGCCUUUGACUUCCGCUCGGAUGCCGUCCUCCUUGAAGCACUCGGAAGCCAUUUGGAGCCCCUGGAUCUCCGGGACGGAACGGACGGAACGGGAGGUCUGCGACAUCUCGUCCAACGUGCUCUGACAAGAGAACUCUGCAAGGUGGAGCAGUGCAGCUGCUGGGGACGCAGGCCUCUUCGUGGCAGCCAGCUUCACUAUGCAGCACUGGAUGCCUGGGUAUUGCUGCCGUGUGCAAAAUACCUACAGGUGAUUUAAGCGACUCAUUUUGGAACAGGAUGAUGCCUGCGGCGCGCCAGCCGCGCGCACAAAAAAGGGGUGUUGAUGCAGCGAUUGCCCUG
This is a messenger RNA of Cladocopium goreaui, 1604 nucleotides long. The record is from the annotation of a GenBank genome assembly. Lineage: Eukaryota; Dinophyceae; Suessiales; Symbiodiniaceae.